Molecule: messenger RNA, 5512 nt
Organism: Diabrotica virgifera virgifera (western corn rootworm)
Lineage: Eukaryota; Metazoa; Arthropoda; Insecta; Coleoptera; Chrysomelidae
Product: zinc finger protein 883-like
Exons: 4
Coding region: 2186-3991 (601 amino acids)
Biological process (GO): regulation of DNA-templated transcription
Cellular component (GO): nucleus
Molecular function (GO): RNA polymerase II cis-regulatory region sequence-specific DNA binding; DNA-binding transcription factor activity, RNA polymerase II-specific
Source: RefSeq, a predicted model, not a curated record
UGAUAAUCGCGUAGAAUAACACUGGAUUAAUUUAAUUUAGGUCGAUUUUCACUAAAUAUUUUAUGGUAGGUCGAUUUGCUAAUCACUGAGAAACUUGCGCCCGAAUCAACCUCCAUUUUCACAUUUUUGUCAUUGAGUAGCACGUCUACUAAAUAUUUACCGGUAAUGCUAUCAGACGUCACGUUAAAUAACGAAAAAUUAUAGUCGCUACUUUGAUAACAAACACUUUGAGUAUUUGAUGUCGAUUCCUCGGUAGUCUGAUGCACUUUGCGUCUUUGAUUUUGGUCUUUCUUCUUACCAAAACAAGUUAUUUCAAUGUGUCUAAUUUUCAUGCAAAAUGUACAGGUUGAUUUAAUGUGUUCACAAUGUUCAGGAGAAUGUUCCUUUUCGCACCGAAAACACUUUUUCCGUUCGCGAUCAGCUGAUUUUUGUUUUGAUUGUCCUGGCUGAUUUCUACGAAAACUUACUGCGUUCACCUCUGUGUUCAACUCACUCUCCCGUAACACCUGCAAACUUUGAACAGCCACUUCGUGUGCCAGGCACAUGUACUUGCGCGUCUUUAAGUUUUAACUUUUCUGUGGCGAGCAACUUUUGCUGUAAGGUCUCAUCAAGAAUCCCACAGACUAAUCUAUCUCGUAGCAUUGUGUCCAGGGCAGUUCCGAAACCACAUGGCUCUGCCAAUUUUCGCAAUUCUUUUAGAUACACAGAAAUUGUUUCACCAGUUUGCUGAUUUCGCCUAUAAAACUUAAAUCUGCAGACAAUUUCAGACGUUUUUGGCGCAAAAUGUUUUUUCAACUCUGCAGUGAUCUCUUCGUAGCUCGAAUCACUAACUUUUGCUGGUGCAACCAAAGACCUUAUAAUUUCAUAAGUAUUUGCCCCUCACAGACUCAGAAAUGUGGCUCUUUGUAGCCGGUCCAUUUAAAGGGAAAAUCGAGGUGUAUCCUUGUCCAUGGAGCUCUGGCCCACUCCCACGGAUGGAUUGGAGCCUUUUUUGGCUCAUUAGUAUUGAAAUUUUCUAUGCUUCCGUAAGCUGCCAUGUUUACUAACCUUGUCUUAUUAUAUCUCCGGGAUGAACAAAGCACUUAAAUUCCAUUUAUCCUCGCCGCCAGUUUAAAGUACAAGCCUGGGUUGACAUAAUAUCUAAUUAAUACAACAGUAAUUUGGAAUUACUACCCAUUUAUUAAACGUAGGUACAUAUUACGUAAAUAUAACUAAUUACAUGUAAACAACCAUUCAUGAGGACGACAUGCUCAUAUGAAAAUAGUUCGCACAUGCUUGUAAAUAAUUCUUCGUUGCGCGCGCCCGACGCAGUUAAUAGUCCGAGAGCUGGAUACAUUACAAUAUUUGAGAAGGAGCAUAAAUCAAUUAUUAUUAACGAAGUUAUCACCUAACUUUAUCCGCAAAAAUCUGAAUGCCACCUCUCACAUCCACCUAAAAACAGAUCCUUACUAGGCUAUCUCUUUUCUUGUCUAAGUGGUUAAUUACUGAACUCUACAAAAGCACAUGGCGUUUUUCUUAUUUUCUAAUUUCCCAGUUUAUCCACUGUGUUGAUACUUUAAACAACAGAUUCUUUGUGUUUGGUAUCUGAUUUUCUGGGCCUUCAAAGGAUCUGGCUGAAUAGAAGAGGUGGAUUUCAUUACUGAAGUAAGAAAAUAUAGUGAAGAAAAACACCUGAAUUUAUUUCCCGUGGGGGACGGCUUACAAACUAUGCCACCAUGAUAAGUUCUGUCGACAUGUCAUAUCCUCUCCACGUCGACCCUCCCAGCCUCUUCUGAUAACAAGGAUUGGCUAAGUGCCACGCUUUUUUUAAUAGUCUUUUUUUGCUUUGCUUUGCAACGGUGUGGGGUUCUGACGUCAUAAGUCUUGAAUGACGUAACCGGAUGUUUGUAGCAAAAAGAGCAUACGUCAUAUCUGUGGAAUGACAUUUGAACGACGUAUGUGUCACGUCAAAGUGGUCAAGGUCAAAUUAUGAAAUAAAAAUAAAACCAAUAAAAUUUGUAUUAGUUUAUUUUUUAUUUGAAGAGAAAAUGUAGAUUAAUUAAUAAAAAGACAAUUAAAUAAUUUGUAUUUAUUAAAAGUUAUAUAUGGUUAAGCUCCAGCUCCAUACCUUUUAGUAGUGGGUUUUCCGGAAUAUUCGAUUAUUUAAAAAAGAACAAGCAAAAAUCAAAUUUGGAUUUCUAUUAAUAUGGAAAGAAAUGAGGGAAAUGAAGAUACAGUAAUAAAUAUAAAGGUUGAGAAUAGAGUUGUUGUCAAGCCUGAAUUCAUAAAAAAUGAACCUGUUCCAGUUUAUCUAAAUAAAUAUGUUGAUGACUAUUGGCAUGGAGGUUCUGAUAUUAGAUUGGACCAAAUUAAAACGGAAUUAUCAGAUGAACAAAACCAAGAUGAUUUAGCACAAUUCCAGUAUCUCAAUAGUGAUGUUGAUAAUAUAAAACCAGAGCAUACUGCUAAAGGAAGUCAAAGCAGUCAAGAUGAUGGCUUUAAAAUUGAAAUUAAAGAGGAGCCAAAUAGGGAAAGUAUACAUGAUACAUUUGAUGAUCCAGACUGUAAUAAACACUCAUUGAAACUUGAAAUAGAAGAAAGUGAAAUUAAACUUAUGCCAUAUGAAGAGAAACAAACAAACGAAACAGACUUUCCCCAAGAGAAGGACACUUUGGAAAUUAUGAAAACAGUAGAAGUACAUUCAUAUAAUAAACAACAACAUACGAAUCAUACUGCAGAAGAAAAAAUAUUCAAAUGUAAAAUUUGUAAGAGGAAGUUUAGCAGAAAAAAUAAUUUAAAUCGUCACAUGAAUAUUCAUACUAGGGAAAAACCUUACACGUGUCGCAUUUGUUUUAAGCAGUUUUCUCAGGAAAAUAUUUUGAAAAUUCAUUCGAAAAUGCAUACUGAACAAAAUACUUACAGCUGUGAAAUUUGUUCUAUGCAAUUUGGUCGAGAGGGAAAUUUGAGAAUUCAUUUAAGAGUACACACUGGAGAAAAGCCGUAUAAGUGCGAAAUUUGUAGUAAGCGGUUUAGUGCAGUAGGAAGUUUGAACAUCCAUUCAAGGCUACAUACUGGACAAAAGCCGUACAAGUGUAAAAUUUGUUCUAAGCAGUUUACUCGACUAGAUAAGUUAAAACAACAUAUGCCAAUACACAGUGGAGGAACAAAUAACAAGUGUGAAAUUUGCUUUAAGAAGUUUUCUCGAGAAUGUGGUAUGAAACAACAUAUGAAAAUACAUACAGGAGAAGAAACUUACCAGUGUGAAAUCUGUUUUAAGCAAUUAAGUUCAGCAGUAAGUUUAAAGGGUCAUUUAAGACUACACGCUGAAGAUAAGCCGUACAAAUGUGAAAUUUGUUUUAAACAGUUUCCUCAUGCAAAUAAUUUGAAGCAACAUAUUAAAUAUCACGAUGAAGAUAAACCUUCCAAGUGUGAAAUUUGUUUCAAGCAGUUUUCUCGAGAAUAUAAUAUGAAACAGCAUAUGAGAAGACACAAACUAGAAAAAAUUUACGAGUGUGAAGUUUGUUUUAAGCGAUUUACUGAAGCAAAAGCUUUAAAAGGUCAUUUGAGAAUACACACUGGCGAAAAGCCUUACAAGUGUGAAAUUUGUUUUAAGCAGUUUACUCAGCAAUGUGGUUUAAAGAUGCAUUCGAUGAUACACACUGGAGAAAAAUCUUACAAGUGUGAAAUGUGUUUUAAACAAUUUAGAACAGCAGGAAGUUUAAAGGUACAUUUUAGAGUACACACUGGAGAGAAGCCUUACAAUUGCGAAAUUUGUUUUAAAUCGUUUGCCGCAGCACACCAUUUAAAAGAUCAUAUAAGAACGCACACUGGAGAAAAACCUUACAAGUGUGAAAUUUGUUUUAAGCAGUUUAAUGAAGCAGGGACUUUGAAAACACAUUUGAGAGUGCACACUGGAGAAAAACCUUACAAGUGUGAAAUUUGUUUUAAGCAGUUUACUAGAAUAAGUUCUUUGAAAAAACAUUUGCGAAGGCACACUGUAGAAAAUCCAUAGAAGUGUGAAAUUUGUUUUAAGCAGUCUACUCAUAAACAUCUUUGAAUAUAUGUACAUACGAAAGUUCACAUUUGAGAAAAACUUUACAAGUGUGAAAUUUUAAGUAGUUUAGUGUAGCAGGGACUUAAAAAGACCUUUGAGAACACAUACUGGUCAAAAACCUUACAAGUGUGAAAUUUGUGUUAAAGAAUUCUCUGAUCAAGAAAUUUAAAAUCUGGGGAAAAUCUUCCAUCUUUGUUGUUUUAGAUUGUUUCCUCGUAGUACUAUAUUUAUAUUAUAGUAGACUCCCUCUUUAACGAGAACUGAAAUGGCGGACAAUUACCUCGUUAUAAGCGGAUCUCGUUAUAUCAGACAACAAUAAUAUUGAUAUGUUUUGAUGUCACUUACGUAGUUUAUUAGGUAUCGAUGGUGAAAAAUGAGACUUCGUCAUCGUAAAUUGUAAAUUUUCUUUCCUACAAUAUUCAAUAUCGGUCGAUAAACAGAACUAAGUUUAUUACAGGCUGCGGAGUUUAUUAUAGCACUGGAAACAACAUAUGAAAAUACAUACAGGAGAAAAAACUUACCAGUGUGAACUCUGUUUUAAGCAAUUGAGUACGGCAGUAAGUUUAAAGGUUCAUUUAAGACUACACAGUAGAUAAACCUUCCAAGUGUGAAAUUUGUUUUAAGCAAGUGAAAUUGAAUUAAGAAUUGUCUUCUUGGUAAAAGGUAUAUUAGUUUAAAAAGCCCAAAAGGGCUACAAACAUAUGAACAAAACGUUUUCGCUCUGUAACAAGAGCAUCAUCAGUGUUACCUAAAAUAAGUAUCUAUCUAUCUAUCUAUUUGCCUUGCGACAUCCAAUAUUGGACAUAGGCCUCCCCUUCGCUCCUCCAUCUUUCUCUAUCCUGAGCCAUGUGCAUCAAUUUUGAGCCGGCUUGGAGUUUUAGGUCAUCUACCCAUCUCAUAUUGUGGUCUCCCUCUCUUUCGUUUAUAUGUCCAUGGUCUCCACUCUGUAAUAAUUUUAUUCCAUCUUUCCUCUUUUUGUCUAAUCGUAUGACCGGUGAAUUUCCAUUUUAGUUUAGCUGUUUGACGAGUAGCAUCUUUAACUUUUGUGAUAUUUCUUACCCAGGAAUUCCUUUUUCUAUCUGACAGUCUUACGUUGAUCAUUUGUCUUUCCAUUGCUCUUUGUGUUUUCGCAAAUCUGUCCAUAUUCGCUUUUGUGAACGUCCAUGUUUGACAUCCAUAUGUAAGGACCGAAAGAAUACAUUGGUCGUAGAUUUUCGUUUUUAGAUAUUGAGGGUAUUUUUUAUUCUUCAAUAUGAAGCUGAGCUUACCAAACGAGGCCCACGCUAACUUCGUUCGUCUCUUUAUUUCUGCUGUUUGGUUGUCUCUAUUCAAUUUUAUUAUUUGUCCCAAGUAUAUGUAUUCAUUCACUUCCUCUAUUUGGUUUUGUUUAACUACGAUUCUAACUCAUCUUCUUGAUUUGUUAUCACUUUUGUUUUGCUGUAAUUCAUAUUUAAUCCAACUUUACUGGCUUGUAAAAUA